This is a messenger RNA of Endocarpon pusillum Z07020, 2835 nucleotides long. RefSeq lists its product as uncharacterized. Lineage: Eukaryota; Fungi; Ascomycota; Eurotiomycetes; Verrucariales; Verrucariaceae. The coding region runs from base 1 to 2835 and encodes 944 amino acids. The transcript has 2 exons. The record is from RefSeq and is a predicted model, not a curated record.
AUGGACCAUCUCACAUGGAGGAACGACCUGGGUCGACCUCGACCUACUGUGCCGUAUCUGUUAGACGAUGACACCACUAUCUGCAGCGAGUUGGACCAGCUCAGCGCCUGGCCGGCAUUGAUGGACUGGGACCUGGAUCCCAAUUUACCGCUACUGGAAUCCGCACGGCGGUGCCAGGCAUGGCUAUUCUUCGGAUUCGUUCGCAUCUUGUCUGAUGAUGUUGGACAGCCUUUCAAUAUCGACCACUUCAUCAAAGAUUCGGACCCUCGUAGACUCGUUGAUUCAAGUUACCUCAAGAAAACCUUUUCUUGCGCUCGACGGAGACUGCUCAGAUCUGGUUCACUCUCAGACCUUGGAAAGACCGUACUUGCCGAACUGAUUCAGACAUUGCGUAUAUCACGUAAAUGGAUUAUGAGUCUCUCUUACCGAUGCGAUGAAAAUGGCACUGACUGCAAUCCUUGGAACUGCGACUUUUGCUCUGUGUUCUUGUCAACAUUACUGCUUUUCGAUUACUUCUGCGAAACACUUGCUGAAGGACUUGAAGAGACUUCUCAUGAAGUAGAAAGAGCACAGCAUCUGAUACCUUCUCACCGACGGCUUUCACGCAGCCUAGCUGCAGGCCUACGACUCAUGGGCCGCUGUCCAACCGUUCUGGAAAGGACCAAACUAUCUUCACUAAACACGUACCGACUUCUCGGCAUUCCUGUCUGCAAGGCUUACUCACACCCCGAUUGUCAUGACCGCUAUUGCUCAGCAUUCAACAUUGAUAGCGAUACUUAUGUCAUGCAGCACACCACUUCGUGCGGUAACCGAGCAUGCUCGGUGAUGCGCAUUGAUUACACGAGAUUACAUGAAUUGGUGCGGAACGAUCGCCUAUCGCUGAUUCAUAGCAAGCUGGCGUCCAACGGUGUACUUGUGAUCGAAAUUAUUGACGGAACUUCGAAGACAAACUACGCCGCUAUCUCUCAUGUCUGGGCAGGUGGACUAGGCAACUUUCACGAAAAUGCUUUGUAUUCGUGCCAGCUCUACGAUAUGCACCGCAAUCUCAGUACCCGCAGCGUCCUCGGCCACAUCAGAACUAGUCAAUCAUCUUACUACUGGCUUGAUUCGCUCUGCAUACCUGUGCACGACGAUUCCUUGAAAACGAAAGCCAUCUAUAUGAUGUCACGUAUCUAUGCUGGAGCAAAGUCUGUUCUGGUCAUCGAUCCUGAACUCCGAGACCUGAGGGCUACAGAUCUUGAGCCCAGAGAAUUCGAUCUUGCAUUGUUUUGUUCGCCUUGGAUGGCAAGGAGCUGGACUUUGCACGAAGGCGCUCUUGCUGUAGAUAUCAAAUUGAAGUUUGCAGACGGGGUCUUCGGCUAUGAAAGACUGGUCCCCAAGCACAGUCUUUGCAAGCGCACUACAAUUCAGGGUUUGUGGAAGAGAGAGGUAGAUCAAGUCGAGCCAAAACCCAUGUCGGAGAUGUUUGCCGUGGAUCCUUGUUUUAAAUUCCUUGACACGACUUUGAUGCCGCGGCAUGAGAAAUUUAUCAGGGUCUGGAAUGAGCUUUGUCAUCGAAGUUCCAAGAAGACCGAAGAUAUUGCUGCAAUUCUGGCAACGUUCGUUGAUUGCAACGCAGGAGAGGUCUUGCAACUUGCGAGCCACCAAAGAAUGCAUGCACUGCUCAGAACACAGCCUAUUCUACCAACAUCUAUACUGUUCACUCCAAUGGACUCAUCGCCAAAGGAAUGGUGCCCCAAGUUCCCCACGUCCAAGGACGACUUCAAUCUGCUCAGCCCGGAUAUGGGUACGCUUGAAUCGACAGACUCAUGCCACUUCCGACUGACAGAAAUACAUCAUGUGGAACUUCUCUAUUGCCACCAGCCUAUCCUAGUAUGUGGCGAAAUCGGCCUUCAUGAUACUCGCGAGUCCUGGUCCUACUACAUUAAAUUUGCCGAUUCGAGUUCGAAGGUUCAUGAAACAACUAUGGUCAAUGUGCUUUUCUUAUUCCAGAAUCCUAUAAUUGCCGGAAGCGGACCAUGCAAUGGCACCGGUAUUUGCUUUAUUGCUCUUCGUGAUGAUGAUGAAGGCCUACACGUGGAGUUUGCCAAAACUUUCCAAUGGAAACGUGCCAGGCCUCUACAAUCGCAUUCUGACUCUCAAGCUCCGGACAAUACAGGCGGUAUAAAGGCCGCUGAGCUUCUUGCAACUUGUGAACACCUACCAGGAGCUAGUGGUCCUGAUUUUGUCGACAAAUCCAGACGUUUCCGGGUGGUGAGUCCCAUAUCAUCUUCUGAUAUUCAUCCACGUCAUCCUCUUGUUAUUGACAUGGGUAUGGCGGACUGGCCAACUCUGAAUUGGUCUCGCUCGAAAUUCUUUCCUUUCAUGGAAACCAGCGCCCGGCUUGCCCAGGCACUAUAUAUGUUCAUGCCGCUGGCACUGCUAAUGUGUUUCUGGAACGGCAUUAUGACAAUGCUCUAUGCAUGCGUAGCAGGGCUGUCAGUUGGCCCCAAGGCAUGCAUCGAGACCAUCUUGUCUGGUGUCUUCGUCUUCCUCAUUCGACUCUGCCUUGCUAAUCUGGAAUACAAAUACACACACAAAAUUGUCAAUAAACAGCUGCAACGGAAGUGGGCUUUAAGCUUCUAUACGUUCGAGCCCACUGACCGCACAGGCCAUGUCAAUACGCUGCUCCCAACAAACGGCAUGGAAACCAUUCUCCUCUGCUCUAUCUAUGCGAUUUUUCUCAUCCCUGGCGUUGCCUUCACAGUAAAAGAUUCCAUCUCCACCUUCCCUUGCCUCAACCCAAAACGCGACGGCUACAUUGGCUCCACAAUAUUGGGCCUGAUCAGCAUUUGA